Cynoglossus semilaevis (tongue sole) is the source of this 4119-nucleotide messenger RNA. It is a transcript of the gene ccdc13, whose product is annotated as coiled-coil domain containing 13. NCBI's taxonomy places the organism in Eukaryota, Metazoa, Chordata, Actinopteri, Pleuronectiformes, Cynoglossidae. The transcript is spliced from 14 exons. The record is from RefSeq and is a predicted model, not a curated record. Gene Ontology annotation, cellular component: centriolar satellite. Bases 599 to 2332 code for a protein of 577 amino acids. Gene Ontology annotation, biological process: cytoplasmic microtubule organization; non-motile cilium assembly.
AAAAUCAAGGUUGGACAUCUGAGAGUGUUGAUACAAUUGGCAGUGCCGUAGAUUCAGGUUAUUAAAUUGCAACAUCACAAAGACAAAACAGUGACAUGUUUGUUUGUGACUCAGCGUUUCCUGUGAUAACAGAUAUAAUUGCACAGUGGAGAUGAGAAUGACCCUACAGUCAUACAGUAUUGUGUAACCUUUAACAUAGAAACCUGGUAAAUUACAGAGUGUUGUCCUUUUUAAUAUCUAGCCUGUCAUCUGUUCAGACAAAACAUAUCAACAAAAAUAAUUAAAUAUACAAAACAAACAAACAAAAAAAAAACAGCUUUCUAAACUCUAAUUGGUUAAUUCCACCCAUGGAUAGUAGAAUUUUAACCAAUCAUAAACAGCAAAGGGCGUAGUCCUCGUUCUUGGCAACUUUUGAGGCCAACUCCCGCGAGAUCUUGUUUCCUGCGUUUGGUGGCGUUGCUAUAGCUACAGUAGCGUUGCAGUCAGUGGAGAAGCUUCUGCACGCUCCUCAGCUGAUGCGCUGCAGACCUACAAAUGCUUUCUAGGCCCAGGAGUUUUCGAAUAAUAGAUGACAGUUUAAAAGUCCAAAUCCCAGACUAUGGAUCCAGGGGAUGAAUUAAAUGACCUCCGGCUUCAAUUCCAAGCACUACAAAAACAGCAAGAGGAAAGAAAACUGGACAGGAAACGAAAGAAAGAACCGGACAAGCCUGACGUCACUGUUGUGCAGGAUGAUUUAGAAUUAUUGAAACAAGGCACUCGGAUGGAAAAUGCACCUGAAAAUAACAGAUCUAAAGGCACUGACAAUCAGAAUUUGCCAGAUCAACUUAGAGAGCUGAAAGAUGAAAAUAGCCGUCUCUUUAAACUCCUGACUGAAAAAGAGUUGGAAAUCAAACACCAAAAGAAGAAACGAGAGGAAGAAAGACUGGCUUUGGCAGGGACAUCAGGGUUGGCUGGGGAUCUGGCAGCCACCAAGAUAGUAGAGCUGGCCAAGAAGAACAGAGAGCUAACCACGGAAGUAGAGCGAGAAAAGCUCAAGUCCAAGCAACACAGCAACAGAAUUAAACAGCUUGAAAAGGAGCUGCAGUCCGCUUUGGUGCAAUCUCCAAGUGGACAAAUAGACACAAAGUCAGUCUCUCAGAGAAGGUUGCCUGAUGACAAUGAGCAGGAGAACCCGGCAGUAAAAUCACUGCAGGAAAAAUUAUCUGCCGUCCAGUUCAAAGUGACUGAAUAUCGCAACCAGGUUCAGUCCCUCAAACAAGAGCUGAAGGUAGCUCACAAGGUUGUAAUCAGUGAAGUUGGAGAGGAAGUCAACCUUCAACAAUUACUCAGCUCCCCGGGAAACUUUAGGGGCCGCUCUCAACAGAUCCUGGCUCUGCAGACAAGGGUAAAAGAUCUAGAGCAGCAGCUGAGCCAGGCGACACCCAGGAGACAGUUGAGCGUCCUGAGUGUGGAGGAAGAGUUUCUGGGUCUGAAAACCCCUUCUCAGGAGAGGAACCUCGGCUUCAUCCGCACCAUUGAGAAGGAAAAGAGGGAAGCGUUCGAGAGGAUUUCAAUGGAUUAUGAGGUGCUCCAAAAGGAACACGAGGAGGUGAAGAAAAGGCUGGAUGCCUGUAAGGCCAGGAACAAAUCCCAGUCUGCUGAAAUGAAAACUCUCAAGGUUCAGAUUUCCACCCUGUUGGACAAGGGUAAACACGACAAUGAGCUUGUGGAUGCUCUGCUGAAACAGCAAACACAGAUGCAGGAGGUUCUAAGGCGGCUCAGCCAACAGCAGAACCAUCAGGAGUUCCAUCAGAGCCUGAGACAACAGCUGAGCACUGAGCCUGCAGAGCACUACGUGCUCCUCCAAAAACUCAGGCAAACAGUUGCUGAGAAGGAGACGAUGAUUAAACAACUGAAGGAGGAAAUACAGCAACUCUCCAUCACGGAGGAUAGCGUUGGAGGACAGUCCGGCGUCAGGAGCAGCCGCAGUUCUGAGUUUUCCUCAGAAGAGGGAGACAUUGGCAAGAGAAAAACAUCGUCAGGUUCACUUAAUAAAUAUGGCCAUAAAUUGGUGCUGCCCAAUCUGAAGAGCAGUAUAGAGUUAAAGGCUCCCGAAUCUGCAAAAUGUCCCCAAUGCUCAGCUGAUAUUACUGCACUCAUGACCCAAAGCUAUGAAUAUAAAGUUCUCAGUGUGGAGAAGGACAGACUUCUUGAGCUGGUCAACGUCCUACAAACAAGUGAGAAAGAGAUGAACCAGAGAUGCACAGAGGCAGAGCACAAGUAUCAGGAGGAGCGUCGCAAAACAGUCAUCCUGGAGCAGCAGCUGGAGAGGACAAAAUUAGAUUCCAAAUGAAGUCUAUGUGAGCAGCAGAGCUCAAUCUCAGCAGGUUGUAUCAGAGUCAAGCUGAAUCUUAUGUACUACUUCAGUUUUCUGGACGCUCUGACUCAGUAGUUGCUCUCCUGGUUGUCACCCAUCUGUCCAUCAGGGGCAGCGUCUCCCUGUGUGAGACUGGCAAGAUUCUAUAAACAACAGCAACUGCCCACGGAGAGUCUGGGCCUCCUAUAGACCAGCGUUCCUGCUCUGUACACCAUGCCUCCGUGGCCCUCACGUUUUGAAUACACAGACCUAUUAAGGUUGCUCUUGUUGGUUGCUCCACGACUGGUCUUUUAAAUUGAGGCAACAUAUGUACGGAGGGUACUACAGAGAGACCUCUGCACGAUGACCUGCAGCUCUGCAGUGACUUGAUGAGACAACCCAAGCAUAUUUUUCUCCAGGCACUUUGACAGUGGAGACAAGACACUAACCAGCAGGGAAGAGGCCUGUCCCUGCUCAGCGUCACCUCCAGCUGAGGCCCACCUCUCCUGUCACAUGUGUCACACAGCAGCCUUCAGGAAAUAGAUUAGUCUCUCCUGCCACACUAAUGUCUGAUAAAUCUCUUUUUUUUUCUAAAUUUUUUAACACAGUUUUUCCCAGCAACAGUUCAUAUUUCCGUUUGUUUUUCUGCAUAACGGUGACUGUAAUUGAUCUUUCAACUUACAAUACUCUCAUCAGACAAGUUUUUCUCCCGAUACUGAUGCUGAUUAGAUUCAACAUUAAACACAAUUUCUGUUUGUUGUUUUAUCGCUUUUACAUUUUAUGAAAUGUCUUCUGUACUUUAUACAUGGACCAACGACAUACGAGACGUCCAAGCUAAUCAAACAAACGGAUGCUAAAUCUCCUCCAGACGGUGUGACUACUGUAUUUCACUUGUUUUUAUGUCCUAGAGUUUCUGGCAAAAGAUGGAUAAAUGCAAAUUGAUGAAAGUCCAAUCCAAACAGCAAACACCUCAGGUGACUUCCCAUGAGCCUCGUGUUUCCUUGUGAAUAAACGUGCUAAUCAUUUAUGACAUGAGAUCGGCUGUGUAUAAGUAGUGGUUAAAAAAAUAAAAAGGCAUAAUCUUCAAACUGCUGUUGCCUGCAUUCCCAGGAGCACCUCAGGGGUCACCAACAAUGUUGGGGGCCGGACACUCAAUUAAAAUGGAAUAAAAAAAAUAUCACAUUUUAGUCUAGCAUUAUUAUUUCAUGCUUAUUUUAGAAUUCAGGUUUUGGGCUACAUUGGGCCCGCAGACCUUCAGUUGAUUAUCACUGUUCUAUGUGACUACUACUACUAUUUGAUUCUAAUUCCAAGGCUGUGUGGAUGUGCAUAACUUAGUUGCUGCGGCCCCAUACAUUCACACUAACAUUCAUCUAAACAUCUUUUUUUUUUGCUUUUUCUUCCGACACGGCGGUGAGGAUUUCAGUAAAGCCCCCACCUCUCCUACUGCUUGCCCCUCCCUCCUCUCUUCCUCCACAUCACGCUUAAUUUAAGACCAUGGCUGAGUUAGUGUGCAGCUUCAAAUACCGCACUAUUUCUUCCAGGCCCCUGUGGGAGAUUGGCAGGUCCUCAUUGGACUGAGGCAGAAGUGCCACAAGACAAAAAUAUCAGCGUGUGGAUGUGAUGAAGAAAGCCUUUAUACCCCAGACCAACAAAAAACAGCUUGUGUGAAAAAUAUCUCCUGGACACAACGUGAGGAACUCUUCAAUGUAGCUGAGUGAGGCGUGUGUUUACAAGAGAAAUAGAUAAUAUACCAUUGGGUUUGUGACCAUGUGCCCUGCAGGAAA